Arctia plantaginis is the source of this 585-nucleotide messenger RNA. NCBI's taxonomy places the organism in Eukaryota, Metazoa, Arthropoda, Insecta, Lepidoptera, Erebidae. The record is from the annotation of a GenBank genome assembly.
AUGCCGAAAACUAAAGGAGGUGGUGACCAAGUUUGUACACUAGAAUGUGUAAAAAAGGGUCAUUUGCAACAAUUUGAAGGUCCUGUUAAAAUAAUUGUCGUCGAGCCUUCAAUAAACGACUUAUUUAAAAGAAUAUUGGAGUCAAGCCUCUUAGCUUUUUGUCAUUUGUUCAUCGGCGCCGCUGUGUGUAUGGCUUUAUAUUUUUCAUAUAUAUGCAGACUUCCUAUAUUUAUUAGUGCGCAUAUUGCUGCCUGUACAACUGGGUUCCAACUAUUUUUGCCAAGUGCUUUUUUAAUCCUUAACCCUUACUUCGGUGCUUCAAUACAACUGAAAAAUAGACAAAGGAAAUCGCAGCAUGCCUACUUAACCCACCUUACUUUGAUCUUCGGUUUGACCGGUGGUUUGCAUAUUCUUUGCUAUAUCGUUAUGUCGGCAUUCCCUUAUAAUCCACAUACUAUUACAGGACUUUUGACUUUAAUAUCUUCAAUACCAGCAUUUUUCAUUGGACCGCUGCUGUAUCACACUGGCAUAUGUUCGCCAAAAGAAGCCAUAACACUAAAGAAGAUCAAAAAUGGUCUGGUAUAA